Raphanus sativus (radish) is the source of this 1446-nucleotide messenger RNA. RefSeq names its product S-locus-specific glycoprotein S6-like. Gene Ontology annotation, biological process: recognition of pollen. NCBI's taxonomy places the organism in Eukaryota, Viridiplantae, Streptophyta, Magnoliopsida, Brassicales, Brassicaceae. The coding region runs from base 1 to 1446 and encodes 481 amino acids. The record is from RefSeq and is a predicted model, not a curated record. The transcript has 4 exons.
AUGGCGACGAGAUCGAGCGACGGCGACGAAUGCGACGAGAUCAAGCUACUGCGACGAGAUCGAGCGACGGCGACGCGAUCGAGCGACGGCGACGGGAGACGACGAGAUCGUGCGAAGGCGGCGAGAUCGAGUUUCACGAGACUACUCUCAGAAGAAGCGAGUGAUGCUACUGACGAAAUGAUGGAGCAAGAGAUGACUUUAGCUAAAUUAAUGCUAGGGCUUGUUGGAACUAUUAAGUGCGGUAAUUCUGGGGACAUCUUAAGGAGUGGAGAUAGAUGGGUUACAGUUAAGGGCGGCACACUUGUGUCUUCCAGAGAAACUUUCGAAGCUGGGUUCUUUAGAUUUGCAGGAAGGGAGAGCUGGUUUUUAGGAAUUUGGUACAAAAAUGUACCCGAAAGAACUUAUGUUUGGGUAGGUAAUAGAAAAGACCCUUUACACAGCUCUAACGGGACCUUAGAGAUAUAUGAUGAUCAUGAGUUGGUUAUCAGGGACAAGUCUAACUUAGCUGUGAGGUUCUCGACUAGAAAUGAAAGAAGAGAGAAUUCUUCUUCAACAACAACAGUUGCGCAACUCCUUGAAAACGGUAAUCUUGUUCUCAAAGAUCCAAACAACGACAAUCCUGAAGAUUUCUUUUGGCAGAGUUUCCAUGAACCCACUGAUACCAUACUUCCAGAGAUGAAAGUACUAUGGAAUUACCAAAAAAAGUAUCUGACUUCGUGGAGAGCACUUGAUGAUCCACAACCAGGAAAUUACGUCUUCAAAUCCGGAAGUGCUGAAUAUCCGGUUCUUGCCACUUGGCAUAAAGACGUCGUGCCUAUUUAUAGAAGCGGUCCUUGGAACGGAAACAAGUUCAUCGGAGCUCCACCCUUGUUUAGAUUAGCAUGGAUUGACGAGCAGAUCUUGUAUUUGUCAAUUACUACGACAGAAAACAAAUCAUAUACAAGAGUACAGCUCGACCACGAGGGAUCAGUGAGACACUACUCCUCGAAUCAAAGAAGCAGAAAGUGGGACCAGCAAUGGAGCUCAUCCCUUGAACAGUGCGAUCUGUAUUACUCAUGUACUCCGAACGCUUAUUGUAGCGUUGUUUCAUCAUCUAAAGUGUGCGAGUGUAUCCCAGGUUUUGGCUUGAACGUGACAACAAAAGAGUGUGUGCGGAAAAAGAAUGGUAUCUGCAACGGAGACAACCAUUUCUCACUUAUUUCGAAAAUGAAUCUUCCCGACACCUACAAGGUCAAACCUUAUCUGUCCAUCACCAAGCCAAAACAAUGCCGUAAGAUUUGCCGUUGGGAUUGCAGUUGUACAGCGUAUACUAUAAGCAUAAGCCUAGAAACUGGCAACCGAAGCUGUAUAACAUGGAGCGGACACUUGGUUGAUCUCCGCAGUUAUUCUGACGAGGGUGUAGACCUUUAUGUGCGAACGGCUGGUCGUGGUAGUUCCAAUAAUUAA